Sungouiella intermedia is the source of this 1668-nucleotide messenger RNA. The record is from the annotation of a GenBank genome assembly. NCBI's taxonomy places the organism in Eukaryota, Fungi, Ascomycota, Pichiomycetes, Serinales, Metschnikowiaceae.
AUGUCAAACCCUGAAAUGAAGAAAGAGGAAGACCUCUACGAUAUUCUCAACCUAUCUCCGCCGUCGUUCAAUGUCACCAACAAUUUGACGUCACCUUCUUCGAUGGCUUCCAAAGACUUUGGUGAGUCUCUGCACCACGAGUCGCCGGUCUUCUCUGUGCUUCCAGACCAAAACAGUGGAUGGGAGAACCCCGGACAACCGAACUCAUUUCAGGCCAGUGCAAAUGUCAACUUGACCAAUUCCAAUCUUGCAGUAAAUUCAUUCUUUGCAUCUCUGGGUCCCCAGAUGGUCAACUCGCAGAACUUGCUUUCGCCACACAACUUCCAGGGUUACCAAAAUCACAGAACUUCCGAUAGUUACUCAACCCACUCGCUAUACUCCGAUGCGUCACUGAAUCCUGGCUCUCCGUUUCAUGAUGCUGCAUCUCACUUCAGCGAUGCGUACUCCAAUGUGAACUCACAGGCAGACCAGCAGUUGGCCAGUGGAUUCUUGGAAACCGCACCUCGUCGUGUGGAUACUUUUAGCGAGGAGAUUUUAUUGGGUCAGUCCAUAUCCUCUACGAAUUUGACUGAUAUGUCAUACAAUGAUUAUCCGGUAAGCCAACCACAGGUUCGUGCUCAGAGUAACAUUUUGGGAGAACAGUACUCCCAGCCAAUAAUCCAAGAACCAGUACCACAGGUAUCUUACAACGUUACCUCGUAUGGUAACGAAUUUGACAGACUCACAGAGACCAAUCUCAUAAAUUACACAGAGAACAAUCUAGAAGCGUUGGAGAGCAAGGAAGUGACGAUAUCCAUCCACCAGGCUCCAGAUGUCGUGGCAGCUAAAACUCCAUCUUUAUUCAGCAAUUCGUCGCACAAUUCUUCUGCCAACAAUUCGCCUAGACCGGGCCAAUCACAACUUGCUACCAGAUCUGGUUCUGCCAGCCCGCUUCCGAACUCAUCUUUUGACCCGGUUAGCCCUGGUUCACAUUCUGAUUACGAGAACAAGUCCCACCUUCGACCAGACGAACUCCACAGUAUACGUCGUGGAAGACAGAGAGCUCAUUCUUUGAAGGUUCGGUCUCGCCUGAGAUCUAGAUCAGCUCUGAAUGCGUCAGGUUAUGAAGAUGUAUCGGGCGAUGAAUCUGACGAUGCCCAAGAUGAGAUCCCUACAAACAUAUCUACACGUGAAAAGAUGUUAGAGCUUGCUUCUACUCCACAAACCUCCAAGAGAGUUCAAAAGCAUCCUUCAUUGUACGCCUGUCAUCUUUGUGAGAAGAGAUUUACUCGUCCUUAUAAUCUCAAGUCGCACUUACGCACACAUACGGACGAAAGACCAUUCAUUUGUAACGUCUGUGGCAAAGCAUUUGCCCGUCAGCACGAUAGGAAGAGACAUGAAGAGUUGCAUUCAGGAGAGAAAAAAUUUCAGUGUAAGGGACUACUCAAAAAUGGUACUCCUUACGGAUGUGGAAGAAAAUUUGCCCGUGCAGAUGCACUCAGAAGACAUUUCCAGACCGAGUCUGGUAAGGAAUGUAUCCGGCAACUCAUUGAAGAAGACGAAGCAGAACGAAAAGCUGGUAAAGUAUCUGGUGGCAUCCAGCUCCCUGGAGGAGAGUUCUUGAGCCCAACAGCGAUAUCUGCUCAAUUUCUCAACCUACCCUCUGUGGCCAUCCUGCCACCAGAAUAA